Messenger RNA from Sphaerodactylus townsendi, 2255 nucleotides. RefSeq names its product SCY1 like pseudokinase 1 (gene SCYL1). The record is from RefSeq and is a predicted model, not a curated record. Gene Ontology annotation, molecular function: protein binding. NCBI's taxonomy places the organism in Eukaryota, Metazoa, Chordata, Lepidosauria, Squamata, Sphaerodactylidae. The transcript has 12 exons. Bases 102 to 1805 code for a protein of 567 amino acids.
CCAAGAGGUUCCGGGGCUGCAUCCGCCAGGGGAGCGGAGCCCAGUUGCGCCUCCUACCGGGGCGACCCCUCCAGCAGCCGGAGGGAGACAACGGAGCCAGGAUGUGGUUCUUCUCCCGGGACCCGAUCCGCGACUUCCCCUUCGAGAGCGUCGCCCCCCAAGAGCCGCCACUGCAGCCGGGCGGGCCCUGGCAGCUGCACCGCGGCAGGAGGAAGGCCACAGGCGAGCCGGUGUCCCUCUUUGUGUACGACGUGAAACCCAACUCCGAGGAACAGGCGCAACUGGCUAAGGCCGCCUUCAAGCAUUUGAAGACGCUGCGACACCCCAAUAUCCUGUCCUACAUUGACGGGUUAGAGACGGAGAAAUGCUUGCAAGUGGUGACAGAGCCGGUGGUACCUCUGAGGGCCUAUUUGGAGUCACGAGGCGAAGCGAAGGCUUUGAACGAGCAGGAAAUCUCAUGGGGUCUCCAUCAGAUAGUGUCCAUGCUGCUUCUGGCUCCAAAGCUGAACGAGAGCAACCUCAACGUGGAGCUCAUGAAGCACUUUGCCCGCCUGCAAGCUCGGGACGACCAGGGGCCCAUCCGUUGCAAUACCACCGUGUGCCUCGGCAAGAUUGGACCCUACCUGAACGCCAGUACAAGGAAGAAUGUCCUUGAUAAUAGACGGGCCUUUUCUCACUCGGAGCCACAAAAGGAUCCUUUUGCCGUCACACACGGGCUGCUGCUGGCAAGUCACUGGGCUUUUUCAAAGCCACCUCACAACUUCUUCGCCAUGAACGACUGUGCCUUCAAAAUUCUGCCUGUGCUCUGCACGUUAACGAUGGAUACGGAGAAGUCAGUCCGGGACCAGGCAUUCAAGGCCAUCCGGAGCUUCCUGACAAAACUGGAAACAGUUUCCGAAGACCCGGCUCAGCUCACAGAACUUGAGAAGGACGUCCACGCCCCCUCCGCCAGCCCUGGGGCAGGGGCAGCAGCCAGCUGGGCAGGGUGGGCUGUGACAGGGGUCUCGUCCUUGACGUCAAAGCUGAUCCGGACCAACACGGGGGCGGCACAAAUGCCUGAGGCGACGCCAUCCAGUACACCGUCGGAGACCCCCAAAGCAGGGCCUGGGCCGCCUUCUGCCCCAGAGGUGGCAGCGGCCCCCUCAUCCAGCCAUUGGGACCUGGAGGAGGACGUGACGGAGGAGGACAGCUUGGCUGACCGGUGGGACGAUGAUGACUGGGGCAGUCUGGAGCAAGAGGCUGAAUCAUCAAAGAGACACAGCAGCUCAGAGGACUGGAGCAGCCCUGGAUGGCAGGAACCAGCCCCAGCUGCCAAGAAAAGUGGAGGCAGGACGGUUACUGGCUCCUCUACAAGGCAGGAAUCUGACUGGAAUACCUCCGACUGGGAGCUGGAGUCCUCCUGGAGUCACCGGAAGGGACAAGGCUCUGCGGCAGAUGAGGGCUGGAACAGCGGUUGUGAUGGUGACCUGACCUCUGGGCUGACCCCCAAAGCUGCCACAGCCCUCCCAGAAGGCACCAGGCUGGCUAGCGAGUACAACUGGGAGUGCGUGGCCACGGCACAGAAGCCGGACCCCUUUUCUUCUCUAACAGCCAAGCCAGAGAUAGAUAAUCAGAGAAACACUGAGGUGCUUGGAGACUGGGGCUCAGAAGAAAACUGGGAAGCACUAGAGUCGGACCAUGGGCCCAGCAAGGCUGAGUUGGCACGAAAGAAGCGGGAGGAGAGGAGGCAGGAGAUUGAAGCCAGGCGAGCCGAGAGGAAGGCAGCCAAGGGACCCAUGAAGCUGGGGGCGAGGAAACUGGACUGACAGCCUUUCUCGUUCCGUUGGGAAGAGCGCCCGUUGCUGCUAAAGCUUCUGGAAGGAUUUUCCUUGUCCUCGAAGGAGGUUUUCGUAGAGGAAGACUCCCAAGCCACUCUGCAAUUUGCCUGGGUGGGGUGGGGAGCGAACUGCUACAAAUGCCCAUCGCCUGCUGGCCAGACCAGAAAAAUCCCCCGCCAAGAACUGCUCCAGCUUUGGCUAUUCCCCUUUGCCUGCAGGUUCCUCCCUGCUGUGAAGGACCAGACUUGAACUCCAAAGGAAGGGGGGUGGGGUAGAAGAAGAUGGGGAGAAAUAAGUGUCUCUGCAUAGAAUAGUUGACUCUGUCCCACUGUCGGCUGCGGGGUUUUCUGUAGGGAGGAGGGAGUUACUUGUUCGAAUGUUCUGCAGUUUUAUUGGUUUACGUGGAAGAUUACACAGAAAUAAAUUAACUUUAAGGAG